AUGGAGGCGGGCUCGACUGAUUUGCAGGGAGGGGAUCUGGCUCCUUCUUCAGCUAGGGAUGCUGAAUUGAUAGGUGUGGAAGGCGGGUCUCUGGAUCUCGCUAAGGAUAGGAUGCACAAGGAGAGUGUAAGUGGGAAUAUGGGGGCUUUUAAUGGGUCUCCAGAUUCGGGCAAGAAGACUGAUUCACUGUGGUUGAAGAAAUCUCAAGCUGGUACUUCAGACCCGCUUAUUGAGGUUGAUGGAGGAGUGGCUUCGAUGCGGAUUCUGGAUGAUAUCUUUGAUGAAUCAGAGCUGUUGUGGAAGUCGUUUGUGGCACCCUGCAAUGGCUGUGAAGCAAACUAG
Molecule: messenger RNA, 342 nt
Organism: Eruca vesicaria subsp. sativa (arugula)
Lineage: Eukaryota; Viridiplantae; Streptophyta; Magnoliopsida; Brassicales; Brassicaceae
Source: the annotation of a GenBank genome assembly